AUGUCAAGACGCUGGGGUGAGCGUCGUCUGUCAGUGGAACAGGUGCUGCGGGAAGAUUCACAAGAAGCACUGUUUGUCCCAGAGUUCGCUGGCGAUGCGGAAGCUACUGAGAUUAGUAGGGAGACCUUCGGUGGAGACCAUCGAAGAAGUGGGAGAAAACGCCAAAGAGAAUACACAGAGAGGAAGCCAACAGCCACGACAGCCUCAAUGAACUCCUUCCAACCAUCUACGCCUCGACAAGCAGUCAAAAUCAAGUCAGAAGCCGAGAAUCAGGCGCUCGCUGACCUGCGAUUGAAGUCACCCGAUCAAAAGGUGCAAAUCUUCGUGGGACCUAACAAUACAAUCUAUGAAGUCGGCUUGGAGGACCUCGAGAAAGCUCCAGCAUUGAAAGCGCUAGUGAACAAAACUGGUGCCCAGACACCAUUCAUCAUGCAUCCGGAAUUGACGAAAAUCUCGGCGGACAACUUUCGCUCGGUAUACGAAUUUCUUCUGACAAAUGAGUACAUGCCUGCGAUCAUCGAUCAUCCGCUGGGAGAGAACAAAUUUCCGAAGCGACUGGAUGGGUGUACUUCGGCAAGCCAUUACCAAGACGAAGCAUCGAGAGGAGCCCAUCUGUAUGUGAUCACCAAGCGCCUCGGACUGAAGAGCAUGCAAGAUCUGGUCCUGCGGAAAAUCAUUCAAGCCCAGCACCAACCCUACGGGAUCGAAGGUCUUCUCGGUAUCGCCAUGAUCGUGUUUUCCAGACCAGAGGAUAACGCGGUGUUUGGGCCGUGCGGUUCCGAGAAGUCGUCGAACCAUCAAGACAGCGAAGGCAAUCAAGACCCUCUCGAAGAGUGGCUCGUUCAGAACUUGGGAGACAAGCUGCAGCCUGUGAUGAUCAACCACGCUCGGUUGUUCUUCCAAGUCGCGAACCAUGGUGCCUGUGCGGCUCGCGGCUUUGGUGUCCGGGUACUGCGACGAAAGGUCGAAGUUUGGGACACAAUGGACGCGAAUGUCGUCGCAAUCGAAGACGAUGAGUGA
Molecule: messenger RNA, 1020 nt
Organism: Cladophialophora yegresii CBS 114405
Lineage: Eukaryota; Fungi; Ascomycota; Eurotiomycetes; Chaetothyriales; Herpotrichiellaceae
Exons: 1
Coding region: 1-1020 (339 amino acids)
Source: RefSeq, a predicted model, not a curated record